Drosophila ananassae is the source of this 4712-nucleotide messenger RNA. It is a transcript of the gene OtopLa, whose product is annotated as proton channel OtopLc. The coding region runs from base 839 to 3706 and encodes 955 amino acids. The transcript has 13 exons. The record is from RefSeq and is a predicted model, not a curated record. Gene Ontology annotation, biological process: proton transmembrane transport. Gene Ontology annotation, cellular component: membrane. NCBI's taxonomy places the organism in Eukaryota, Metazoa, Arthropoda, Insecta, Diptera, Drosophilidae. Gene Ontology annotation, molecular function: proton channel activity.
GACUGUUGCUGUCGCCGCCGCUGCUGCCGCAGUCGACAGUGAACCGUUACGAGCGAUGGAAGGCAGCUUUUCCAGACCGUGAGCCAAGUGUUAUUCCCAAAAAGUCAAAAACUGAAAAGUAGAAAACAAAGACGGAGAUCAGAGUGCGAAGUAAAUUUUUGGCAAGUGCGUCGUCCAUUUUGUCUGCUCUGGACCUGUGUGUGUGUGUGUGUUGCACUUGUGUUGGCGUGAACUUCCGGUCCAGUCAGUCAACACGUAUUUUUGGCCAAGACAGGAGUGAAUGACAGGCAAACAAGAGCCGAGGAAUAAGGCUAACAGGAAGGACAACAAGCCGCAGCGAAUAUAACGGAAUAAAAGCGCGCGCAACAGACGCCACGCCCCCUCGCCGCCUCCCCAAAAGACUGUUUCCGCCGCAAAACAAAGAGGACAUCAAAAAGGACAUCACUGAAAAGGAAGACGCAUGUGACGAACGACGAGAGAAGAGGCCCUAAAAUAUAAAUUCGACCAAUUUGUGCAACCAAAAGUCUUGAAAUUCAACUGCUGCUGCAAACCGUAUGACUGAUUUUCUCGUUCAACCAACAGCUUGAUUACCUCCUUAGGCACUUUGUACUACCUAGCGCUAUAUAUACUAUAAUAUAAACCUAUAUACACACCUAUAUACAAAUGGAAAACCAAUAACUCCGCCUUUGGAGCUAGUUCUUAUAAGCCGCGCUAGAAUCUAACCCAGAGACCAGCUAAAAACUAGCAUUAAAGAGCCCCAAAUAUCAGCGAGCAUAUCUAAGGGAACCAAACACAUACCCGAAUAUCUGACAGAUCUGACCGAGAGCGAGAGCGGGGAAUGCAGCGGUGUCCCUACAUUCAUGAGAUGCGGGAACGAUUGCUGGACCAACCGAGGGAGACACUUCAGCUGGAGAACAUGGAGCGGGCCAAUCUGCUCGAGAACCGCCAGUCGGCAUCCGAGUCCAACCAGCUACAAGGCGAUACCUACCACACGAGUCCCGCCCACCAAAGGACUCCGCUAGUUCCACAUGAUCUUGGCGAGGACUUUAAUUUGGAUUUCGACGACGACUUUCCCAUCGAUGUGCGACGACCGAAAAACGCCAACGGCAAACAUCCACCGGUCCUGAUGCGUCCGCAGCCAAGGACAUCGCUCUUCAUUGUGACCAGCCUGGUGUACGCGAUCCUCCUGAUCGUCGUCUGCAUCGCUUACGUAAUCAGUGACGUAACCACCCACCGCCUGCCGGUGCUCUACUACGAGACAUUCUUCACCUAUCUGUACGGCGUCAGCAUACUCUUCCUCCUCUACGUCUUCUGUUUCCUGCUGCAGGAAAGCUCUUGCUGCAACGGCGGCAACGGUGGCAGCAAACCGAAACCCCAGCCCAAGGAGAAAAAGUCGAAGAAAGCCAAGAAUGCCGAUCCGGCCGAUUCGAAGGACGCGAAGGGCUCUAAGGACUCUGGCAAGGCUGCCAAGGGCGCCGCCUAUCAGGAAGCACCCGUGGAUGCCGAGGUGGCCGUCACCCCGAAGAAUGUGCGAAAGAGGAAGACCACUCACAGCGAUCCCACCCAUGGCAGUUUCUUCCUGCGAGUAGGAGCCAUAGCCUUCGGUCUUGGUGCCAUGAUCUACAUUGGACUGGAGUUUGGCUCCUUCUUCGAGAUCCCCUUCGAUUCUCCGUGCCACCACAUCCUGAUCGGAGUCAACCCCCUCCUGCAGAUGAUCUUCACCUUCAUGCAGAUGUACUUUAUAUUCAUGAACGCCCGGACUAGGCCGCCAUUUCAGCUGAACAUCCACCGAUUCAAGGUGAUUGCCCGCUUUGGUCUGAUGCACGUGGUGGCCACCAACAUUUGCGUGUGGAUCCGCACCCUGGUCAAGGAAUCCCUGCUGGAGAUCACUAUUUACCACCAGAAGAACGACCCCGAGCCUGGUGCCUCCUCCAUUGCCCAUUCGAUCAGGCAGCAUGCCCUGCGCCACGCCGGCACAGUGCUCCGGACCCAUGCCGGACCCAACAGCGAGUUCGAGGUGUUGGACGGUGAGGACAUCCUACCCAAGGACGUCUACAAAACGGACAACGUCCUGUCCAAGCUGGUCCGCAACACGGUCGAUGGUAUCUCCAAGAGCCUGGGAAUGGGAGGCGACUCCGUGACGAGCACCACCACCAGUACCACCACCACAACCCGGGCGCCGUACACCACCCCGGGCUACCAAUGGCACAGCACUACUAUGGCCCGCAAGCUGAAGAAGUUUAUCACCAGCGCCACCACCGCGGCCACCAAUAGCAUCUCCGGCGGCGGCAGCACCUCCACCAGCUCAUCCACCAGUACAUCCACCACCACCACCACUACGAUUCCGCCUCCAUCUAGCACCAGCACCUACAUCCCAUCAUCAUCGACCUUCACCACCGCAUUCCCGUCAUCGCCGUCGCAGUCGGCCGGAAAUUUGGAGACCAGCAGCAGCUUCAGUGGCCUACAGCGAAUCCUCUCCAGCGCCGCCGCGCCAGUCGACGGGUUCGGUCCGGCAUCUACCGCCAGUUCGGGUACGGGUGCGGGUACGGGACUGGACGCCUUUCUUGCCAGCAGCCUCAGCCCGGAGAGCAGCACUCAGGGCCCGGGCGCCAGCAUCAUGAACAACCUCUUCGGCCAGGGACCCAUGGAGAAUAGCUUCCAGACGUACACGGACUUUGGCCACGAGGAGUCCACCGGCCUGGUCAGCUUCGAGAAUCUGGAGAGCCUCGACAAUAUCUAUCCGGCGGCCCUGUCCUCCAACAUUGGUACACUCAACUCCACCGCCUGUGGACGCAUCGAUAUUAUGGGAACGAUUGUCUACGACUCGGCCCCGUAUCUGUAUCCGUUCAUCAUCGAGUACUCUUUGAUCGGGGCGGUGGUGUUGUAUGUGAUGUGGAAGCACAUCGGCCGCUACCCGGGCCGGAUGAACGACGAGGACCUGGAGCACCGGCUGGAGGUGAUGCUCUCCCGGCGGGCGGUGGCUAUGGCUCAGCAGGCGCGUUCCGGACGCGUCGACUGCGUUGGCUCGUCGAAGGGACUCUUCUUUGGGCUGCUGCUGCUGGUCGGGGCCCUCAUCUGCCUGAUACUCUUCUUCGUCUUGGUGCGCCAUCAGCAGUUCUCGCUGUUGGCCAUCUACCUGGCCGAUGCCAGUCAUUGCAUCCUGAUGGCCUUCGCCAUACUGGCCAUAAUAGUGGGCUUUAUCAGAGUCAAGAAUCUCAAGUUCCGCUGCGAGGAGCAGUCGAACCUCAACGACAUCUUGCUGCGCAUCUCGGCCUUUGGAUUGUUCACCUACUCCGUGUUCAGCAUCAUAGCCGGCAGCCUGAAGGUACUGGAGAGCGAGCCCAGUCUAUUGGUGACGACUACCGGCGGAGUUGCCGUCUUCCAGGUGAUCCUCCAGCUGCUAUUCAUUGCGGACGUGUCCCGGCGACGUGUCCACCUGCCGGAGCACGACAGGAGCAAGCCCGGCCGCCAGAUCGUCACCUUCCUACUCAUCUGCAACGUGGCCAUGUUCGCCAUCUACACAUUCGAAGCUCAAAAAGUAUUCGCCAAUCCUGUAAGUAGAUAUGUUCAGCUGGAGUUCUACGGAUUUGUGCCCUGGUCGAUCAUCCAGCGCAUCACACUGCCCCUGUGCAUCUUCCAUCGCUUCCACAGCGCUGUGACACUCGCCGAGAUCUGGAAGACCACCUACAAGGCACGCCUGGAGUAAGCUGGAUCGUAAAUAUAUACAGACACAUAUAUCCCGGCACACAUACGUAUGUCCUGGCCAUAGCAGGACGUGGCAGUUAUGGGAAUUAUGAAAAUGCACCAAAAAUUAAAAAAAAAAAACCCAAAAUGUAGCGAACCCAAAACGCAAAAACCAAAACCGAAACCGAAAUCAAGUGAAAAGUUAGUUUCUAAUUACGUAUUAAACAUAUGCAUACUACAUAUAAUAUAUACAUUAAUGCAUAUAUGAAUAUAUUGAUUCUAUUUUUUCCGUCGUCGUUUUCGUCUUUAGUUACGCAUAUGCAUAGGUUAUCUAAGUUCAAAAACAAUAAAGAAUAAACAAAACAUUUAAACAAGAAACCAAAGCGAGGUAAUCAAGUAAAGUGAAAAGAAAAUUUAAAACCGAAAACGAUAACGAACCGAUCGGACCACAAGCUUAAAUCGAAAAGUUUACGAAUAACGAUAAAAAGGAUAGCGAUAACAAAUUUAAAUCGCUUUGCAAAGUCGCUUGUUGAUUUUUGAAACCCCCAUCCCCAAUUCCCCGUAAACAUACAUUAUUUUUUUUUUAUCACUUGAAAAACUUAAGAACUAAGUCAUAGCGUUUAUGCUGCCUGAGUUAUAUGUUUAAAUAUUGUUUAGUUUAUAGUUUCGUUCAUAACACGCUGCAAUACCUUGUUACUAAACAAAACCAAACGAAACGCAAAUUAAUAUAAAUUUUGUAAUUGUUUUACCAUUAUUUAAAAAUUCAAAAUUAAAAAAAAAACGACAAAAUCAAUUAAAAUUUACUUUUCGAAUAAGAAGUUAUUCUGAAGAAAAUGGUUGUUUACUUUCGCGCGUUUGCGACUCUGCGAUUGAGAUUUUGAGUGUGCUCAACGAGUAGGUAAGUCCGGCGGAAGACUCCCCGGAAAACCCCAAAAAAAAAAACAAAUAACAGAAAACAAAAACACACAGAUACAGACAGGGAAAUGCAAAAUGCCAUGAAGAAGAACGCAGCCACAGGAAACGGAAAC